AUGGACCCUCAUAUCGAUUGGAUGGACGAGUUGGGGCUCUUCAGGAUUAGGUGCGCCAAAAUCAUUACUGGAGAUGCGAGGGACCGGAAAUCAGGCCACUUUGGAAUCUCGCCAGGCCAUCCGAUCGAAUGGAGCUGGUGGAGCAAGAUGCCUCCAGUCAAGGACAGAGCAGAUUGGGCCCGCGGCCUCCGCCAAGAGCUGGCAGAAGCGCUUGGACGUCCUGCCAGCGGAGCAGCUUCACGUAACAAGGUCAGAAAAGAUCCUCCACCACCCCAAGCCGAGCAGCAGGCUAACAAGAAAGAGAAGGAGAUAAAGGAUGACAAGAAGGCAAAGAAGGACAAAAAGGCAAAAAUGAAGGAGGAUCAUGAGAAGAAGACCAAAAAAGAAGUCAAGCGCAAGAAAGCGAGGAAGGGAAAGUCCAGCUCAAGUUCAAGCUCCCGCGACGAGAAGCCUGCCAAGGGGAAGAGGAAGAAGAAGAUCAGUUCCAGCUCCAGCGAUGAGAAGCCCGCCAAGAGGAAGAAGAAAAGGGACAGGUCCAGUUCAAGCGAAGAGAAAACCGCAAAGGUGAAGAAGAGGCAGGAGGUGGCCCGCGAAGAGGUGCCAAGAGCAUUGGCUGAUGCUGCGCAUGCGGAGAACGGUGGUAACGGUGGCAGCUCUGUGGCGAGCUCGGCGAAUGCAGGACAAACUCCGGUGGCUUUCAGAGUGAGCGGCUUCAAGACCAAGUUCAUCGACGGCCUCUAUAGGCUGCGUGAGGACAGGCUUACGCCUGGGAUGCCUGAACCUUGGGGCAUCCCGAAGUACGCGACAUUCUGGAAGGGCGAGCAGAUGUUCUUCUACUGGCGGCCGGUGCCGCCAAAGACAAGAUACGUGAUUUGCCAGCGGUACAUGGCGUCAGGGGCUGACUUGUUCGAACAAAUACAGCAUGCCAGACGCUCGAAGGAGCUGAUGAACACCCCCGCCAUAGCCUUCUUCAGUCAAAGAACGCACAAGUGGUAUGAGAACCUGGACCGUGCCGACUCUGCAUGGUCAUUGGCCAGUCGCGUUGAAUACAAGGAACUCACUUCAGCCGAGCUCAAACGUCAGGACACUGAGGACUUAGACAAAAUGUUUGAUGAUGUUGAGGAGGAGGAGGAGGAAGUGGCUUGCGUGAAACCACGACAGCAUCCAUUGCGAAAUCCACAAACUCCAGGUGUCCCGUGCCCAUCAACACCAAAUUUGACACCCCUCCCGCAAGCUUGCCCCUUGACACCCACUCAGGCACUCGGCCAACCAAGCCCAUCCACCCCGAAUCUCCCACCCUUAGGGGCUUGCCCCUCAACACCCACUCAGGCACCUGGCCAACCAAGCCCAUCCACGCCGAAUCUCCCACCCUUAGGGGCUUGCCCCUCGACACCCUCGCAGGCACCAGGCCAGCCAAGCCCAUGCACAACGAACUUCAUGCUGACACCCUUCCAGCAAGCCGUAACACAGACAGGGGCGUGUCCCCUGGCGCCCUCCUCUCAGGCCCCCAGACAGCCAAGCCCGUCUCUGCCAAAGCCAACCUACCCGCAAGCCCAUGCAGAGCGAUAUCCCUUGGCACAACCCUCUCAGGCCCCCGGCCAAGCGACGGCAUCCAUGCCAAUUAAUACGCCGACACUGGACCUGCAAGCCCAGUCACAGUCAGAGGCCUAUCCCCUGUCACACGGCGCUCAGGCAGGCGCCCAGCCGAGCCCGUACGUGCUGACCACACCUUCAGGUGCAGUGCAGGCAGUCACAGGCCCAACGCAGGUGCCCUGCCCACAGCCAGGGCUUACGCAAACACGCCGACUGCCGCCACCCCGACAUCUGCGUCAAGGUCCAGACAUGUGCUGA
Molecule: messenger RNA, 1851 nt
Organism: Symbiodinium sp. CCMP2456
Lineage: Eukaryota; Dinophyceae; Suessiales; Symbiodiniaceae
Source: the annotation of a GenBank genome assembly